UGACCUGACCAGAUUAUAACCCGCAAAUUGAACCGAACCCGACUCGAACCCGAGAUUGACCCUAACCCGUUUUAAUCCGAAUUAAACUCGACCUAUUAUUCACCCGACCCGAAUGUAACCCGGUCUGUUAUUAACCCGACCCAAACCCGAUAAGAUGACCCGACGUUACCCGACUCAAGCAUGACCCAACCCGAACCCAACCCAUAUAGGUUACGACAUUAAUCAGAAAUGAUCCGAUCCGAGUUGAUCCAAACCCGACCUAUUUACCCGAAUUAACAGCUUUUUUUUUAACACAAAAGGGAAAAGCAUAUACCACGUAUUACAUAAAUACGGCAGCAGCCAUAUUAACAAAAUACAAUUCUUUCUUUCAAAAAAAAAAAAAAAAUACAAGAUCGCGCCAAUACACAAAAGCUUGCAAGAAUAGCGUUAGGUUGCCCAAUUUUCCCUUCUUCGAUCAAAUAAUCUCUCUCCUUUGAAUCAUUGACGUGUACGCUGAUUUUCCCCAAUUUUCCCUUUUUCGAUCAAUAUCAAGUCAACGCUUUUUCCUCCAUUGAAGCGUAAUUUGAGCUCUCCUCCAUUAAACAGCUUCUUGAGAUGGAGAAUGCGCAAUUCGAGUUAGUUUUUGAGAAAUAUCUUACUGCAUCUGAUGUCAAUAAAAGUUUAAAUCAGUUCAUCAUCUUAAAGGAUGAUUUUGUUAGGUUUAGAACAAUGUUGCCUCCGGAUUAUGAACAAACUAUAUCGGGUGGAGAUAAAAUCAUUUUCUUGGCACAAGAUCAAAAUGGCGGACUUUGGCGGUUUUCUUGCAAAGAAAUUAAAGGAAAUCAGGGUAAACUAUUUGGAAAGUGGAUCAAAUUUGUUGAAGCUAAUAACAUCGUCGAGAAUACCCACUUAAGAUUUGAGUGGGCGGCAGCCGAUAAAAGGGCUAGGCUUACGUUUCAAUUGCCAAUUGUAUAUGGCGGAUUACAAGUGGAACCCAAUCCGAUUACAGAUCUUAUUGACUUCGAAAAUCUGGAACCUGAAAAUCUGGAACCUGAAAAUCUGGAAAUGUUACCCAAUCCGACUCCAAUUCAAGCAAUGGGUCCGAACCCAAAUGAAGGAAUUGGUUCUGAUUCUAUCGACAGUUUGACAGCUCUUAUUGACUUCGAAAAUCUGGAACCUGAAAAUCUGGAACCUGAAAAUCUGGAAAUGUUACCCAAUCCGACUCCAAUUCAAGCAAUGGGUCCGAACCCAAAUGAAGGAAUUGGUUCUGAUUCUACCGACAGUUUGACAGCUCUUAUUGACUUCGGAAAUCUGGAACCUGAAAAUCUGGAACUCAAUGCUCCACUCAAUAAUGAAGCUGGAUCAGGAUUCUUUGAAGGGGAAUCUCUACCUCCUCAAUCGGGAGCAGUCAACUCUCUCAAUCAAGCUGUAUCAUUCAAUACUCUAGGGGAUGUUGAUAUGGUCAAUAUGAAUGAAAGUAAUGCUCCACUCAAUAAUGAAGCUGGAUCAGGAUCCUUUGUACCUACUCAAUUGGGAGCAGUCAACUCUCUUAAUCAAGCUGUAUCAUCCAAUACUCAAGAGGGUGUUGAUUUGGUCAAUAUGAAUGAACGUUUGACCAAGAGAAUAAAGACUAUGCAAGGUACAAUUCAAGAGUGUCUCGGUGUGAUCGCUCCAUGCAUAUCAAACAUACAAUCCGAGACCGGUAAGAUGGCAGCAGCUCUACAAGAAUUGGAGAAGCUGCUGGCUCCUUAUGACCCCUCAACGGUCUAAAUGAAAAUAUCUGUCUUUCGAACAAACUAGGAUUCAUGUUUCUGUGUACAGUAUCAAUUGUAUAUUUUUUUCCAGUUUGAUUAAUGUUACCGGUUGAUGCACCAAAUAGCAACCUGCCCCUAUUGUUACAUGAGAAAUGUUGAUGUCUCACUUGUAAUUACACCUUGUUAACACUUAUAAAAACAUUAAUUUUGUUAUAUGACAAAUGCAACUUUCGAUUUUUCUCCA
Molecule: messenger RNA, 1977 nt
Organism: Chenopodium quinoa (quinoa)
Lineage: Eukaryota; Viridiplantae; Streptophyta; Magnoliopsida; Caryophyllales; Amaranthaceae
Exons: 5
Coding region: 595-1749 (384 amino acids)
Molecular function (GO): DNA binding
Source: RefSeq, a predicted model, not a curated record